Dictyostelium discoideum AX4 is the source of this 561-nucleotide messenger RNA. RefSeq lists its product as hypothetical. Bases 1 to 561 code for a protein of 186 amino acids. The transcript has 3 exons. The record is from RefSeq and is a predicted model, not a curated record. Lineage: Eukaryota; Evosea; Eumycetozoa; Dictyosteliales; Dictyosteliaceae. Gene Ontology annotation, cellular component: membrane.
AUGAAUAAAUUCAUUAUUGGUUUCUUUUUAUGUUUAACUGUUUUUUUAACCUUUGUAAAUAGUUCAGAAAUUGAUCAUCAAUACUCACUCACAAGUAGUAUUAAUGGAAGUAGCAGUGGUGUAAGUAAUUCAACAGAUAACACUGGUUGUGGUGAAUACACUUCAUGUGGUGAUUGUAGAGAAGAUAAAGGAUGUGUUUGGUGUGGAUCAGAAGGUAUUUGCACUGAAGGUACAUUCUAUGGUACUAAACCAUUAAAUAUCAAUGGUGCCUGUAAAGAUUUCAUGUGGAUGCAAUGUAAAAUUCAAGGUCGUUGGGCAAUUUUAAUUGCUGCUGGUGGUGCCUUCUUAAUUAUUGUCUUCUUCUUUAUUUGCCUUUGUUGUUGUUGUUGUAGAAGAAAGAAAGAUAAACACUAUCAUAACAUUCAAGAUGAUGAAACUGAACGUUUGGUUUCUCGUACUCCAAUCACUGAUAGACGUAGAGAUGAAAUGAGAGCUAAAUGGGGUAUUGGUGCUAAAAAUAACAACAACAGCUCAAGUUACCAAAGUGAUUCAUGGAGAUAA